Molecule: messenger RNA, 1161 nt
Organism: Zymoseptoria tritici IPO323
Lineage: Eukaryota; Fungi; Ascomycota; Dothideomycetes; Mycosphaerellales; Mycosphaerellaceae
Exons: 3
Coding region: 1-1161 (386 amino acids)
Biological process (GO): inner mitochondrial membrane organization; cardiolipin acyl-chain remodeling
Cellular component (GO): mitochondrial membrane
Molecular function (GO): 1-acylglycerophosphocholine O-acyltransferase activity
Source: RefSeq, a predicted model, not a curated record
AUGGCGAACGAGGAGCGGCCGUAUCAGCAAUCGCUGCCGUGGCGGGCGACGUCGUCCACUACACUGGGACUUGUUGGCUUUUUAUCGCGGACUUUUCUAUACGCGUUCAACAGGACCGAAGUACAGGGAGUGGAAAAGUUCAUGGGAUUAUUGGAUGAGCGGCGAGAUGAGAGGAGCAGAACUCGCGGACUUCUUACCGUAUCAAACCACACGAGCAUAGUCGACGACCCUCUAGUAUGGGGCGUAUUGCCACAUCGAUACUACUGGACAACCAGCAACAUGCGAUUCUCGUUGGGAAGUGCGGACAUCUGCUUCAAGAAUAUCCUUGCUGCUACAUUCUUCACUUUUGGCAAUACUCUUCCGGCUCAUCGAUCGGCUCAUUCGAAGUUCGGCGGACUCUUUCAACCAACCAUGACCCAGUGUAUACGACUGCUCAGCGAUCCACAUGCCGGAACCUAUGAACUUCACCCAGCAGAAGAUCGAUCACUGGAGAGCCUCCCUCGCUCAGAUCCAUUCUCCUCUGCCGAGCUCACAUACUCCACAACGGGCACAGACAGCAAUCCAGCACCAUCUGCCUACCCAAGCCGACGCUUCAGCUGGAUCCACAUCUUCCCCGAGGGCAUGAUCCAUCAGCAUCCUGACAAAGUUAUGCGCUACUUCAAAUGGGGCGUUGCGCGACUCAUCCUGGAGUCGGAGCCGUGUCCUGAUGUAGUCCCAAUGUGGAUCGACGGUCCACAGCACAUUAUGGAUAACGAACGAGGAUGGCCGAGAGCGAUACCGCGUGCGGGCAAGGACGUUAGCGUGACCUUUGGUGAUGUCGUCGAUUCUGAGAAGGUAUUCGAGCCGUUCAGGCAGAGAUGGCGAGCCAUGAAGGAAAAGGCAAAACGGAAACAGCUGCAGGACUCCGGAGAUCACAGCACCGUCGACACGAUAGACUCACUUGGGGUGGUGACUGAUGAGGAUCUCAAAUUCGGCAAAGAAGCUCAGCAGCUUCGUAUUGAUGUCACUAUGGCGGUUCGGAACGAGGUCCUCAAAGUACGACGAUCGACUGGACUCGCAGAUGAGGAUCCAAAACGAGGAUUGGCUGAUACAUGGCGUAAAGAAGGCAGUCUCGCACGAGAAGGCCUGAAGCAAGAUGGAAGCAGCAUCAAAGAUACUUGA